Molecule: messenger RNA, 525 nt
Organism: Guillardia theta CCMP2712
Lineage: Eukaryota; Cryptophyceae; Pyrenomonadales; Geminigeraceae
Exons: 1
Coding region: 1-525 (174 amino acids)
Source: RefSeq, a predicted model, not a curated record
AUGUCUUCCGACGAUCAGAAUGACCAUGUCCAGGAGGCCUUGAGGAUCUCAAAGCUGCAUGAAGACGAGGAUAACGCCAUUGCGGAACUGCGCAGGGAGCUCGCAGAGCAGGAGUUGCUCCUGGAGGAGCACGAGAACAUGCUGGCGGGAGACGAGUCGAAGCUGGAGACCAUGAUCAAAGAUCUCAGGAGGGAGCUGCGAGGGUGCCAGGACGAGAGCUGGAGGAUGGACCAGCUGAGCGAGCUGGAGGACAUGCAGGAGCAGCUCCUCUUCAGCAUGCUUCCUCCAGGAGCCAUGGCACAGGCGGCCGUCAGCGACCCCCUAGCAGAGCUGUCCUCGUUGAACGCGGAGAUGGAUGAAGAGCUAGACAAUCUCAGGAGCAAGCUCGGCAGCGUCAAGCUCGAGUUUGAUGCACUGCAUGCGCAGCGGCAGAAGCUUCAGGAGGAUCUGCAGAGGUUUGAGGAGGAGGAGGAGGAGGAGGAGGAGGAGGAAGGGAGGCUGGUGAUGGAGAGGGAAGGCAAAUGA